GACCGGCUCGCCGCACCAAGGGUCCAAGCCAAGCAAGACCGAGCCAUGUCCGCCUAGAUCGGGCCGCCCGACGAACCGCGCUAUUGCCGGACCCCGUCGCGCAGUCUUACUCGAGCCGCACCAAGCCACCAGCACCGAGCCAUGUCGGCCUUGGCACUGGGCGCCGCCGGCACCUGGCCGGAGGCCGUGGUCCAGUGCCUCCUCUUCCUCCUCGCCGCGGGCAUGCUCGUCGCGCUCCACUCCCUCCCCCGCCGCGCCGCCCUCCGCCUGCGCCGCUCCGGCGGCGGCGGCUCCUCCGCGGCCCAGUCGCGGCGGCACUUCGCGCAGGGCGCGCAGCUCCUCGCCCGCGCGCGCGCCGCGGCACCCAAGCCCCCCGGCCCGCUCGCCCGCGCGGCCGUCGCCGAGGCCGACCUCGCCAUCGCCCUCGACCCCCGCGACGCCGCGCCGCUCAUCCUCAAGGCCCUCGCCCUCGACCUCCAGGGCCACCGCCUCCCGGCGCUGCGCGCCCUCGACGCCGCCCUCGCCCCGCUGCUCGCCCGCUCGCUCGAGCCGCGCGAGCGAGGGGACGCCCUCGCCAAGCGCGCCGAGAUCGCGCUCGCGCUGCACCGCCGCCGGCGGCUCGACCAGGCCGCCGCGGAUCUCGCGGAGGCCGUCCGCCUCAGUCCUGAGAACGCCCGCGCCCACGCGAUGCUCGGCGAGUGCUACGAGAAGAAGGGCCUGACCGCCCAGGCCCGGGAUGCCUUCAAGACCGCCGCAUCUAUCGAUCCAAAGCUCUCCGCUGCUCUCGACGGCCUCCGUCGGAUAGACGAGGGCGACGAAGGCAAUGGAAGUGACUGAUGGUUGGAUGUUCCUUUUAUACGUUGUCUCUGUUCUUUUCAAUUUUGGUUUUGGAUAAUCUGGCACUCGACAACAGAUGAUUCAUGGCGAUCAACAGCCUUUUGCAUUACUGGUCUAUCCGUACGUCCUGUUUAGUAAAAGAGAACACCCAUCAUACAUUGAGGAAGUCUAAUUAUAUGGAUAAUAUAGAUACUUGCAUUUUUGCCUGCCCAUCAAUCAACCACCAGAAAGAUUGUAUAUGUCCAGGUCCUGAUGAACAUUGUGGGUUUUCGUCUUAUAAGGAUUAUCGAGGUUGUUUAUUUGAA
Molecule: messenger RNA, 1142 nt
Organism: Panicum hallii
Lineage: Eukaryota; Viridiplantae; Streptophyta; Magnoliopsida; Poales; Poaceae
Exons: 2
Coding region: 142-837 (231 amino acids)
Molecular function (GO): protein binding
Source: RefSeq, a predicted model, not a curated record